Messenger RNA from Prunus avium (sweet cherry), 1003 nucleotides. It is a transcript of the gene AHP2, whose product is annotated as Tat-binding protein 1(Tbp-1)-interacting protein (TBPIP). The record is from RefSeq and is a predicted model, not a curated record. Gene Ontology annotation, molecular function: recombinase activator activity; double-stranded DNA binding. Gene Ontology annotation, biological process: homologous chromosome pairing at meiosis; meiotic joint molecule formation; meiotic strand invasion involved in reciprocal meiotic recombination. Lineage: Eukaryota; Viridiplantae; Streptophyta; Magnoliopsida; Rosales; Rosaceae. Gene Ontology annotation, cellular component: condensed nuclear chromosome; DNA recombinase auxiliary factor complex.
AGCCCAUUAUUAGCCUACGAGUUUUAGGAGGCAAAGCCGUUCCAUUUCAAAACGAAAGCAAAAGCUUUCAGAAGCUUCUUCCCGCCCUUUUCCGUACUGUUUCCGAUCAAUGGCUCCCAAAUCCGAUAGCACCGACGCUAUCGUUCUCAGAUACUUGAAUGAGCAAAAUAGGCCACUAAAUUCUCAAAAUGUGGCGGAUGCAUUGCAAAAAUACAACCUCAAAAAGGCAGCCAUACAAAAAGCUCUGGAUACUCUUGCUGAUAAUGGGAAGAUUUCAUUCAAGGAGUAUGGUAAGCAGAAGGUAUACCUUGCUCGGCAAGACCAAUUCGACAUUCCAAACAGUGAGGAGCUCAGCCGGAUGAAGCAAGAAAAUGAAAAACUGCAAGAACAGUUGGGUGAACAAAAGAGAUCGAUUAGCGAGGUUGAGGGAGAAAUUAAAGCUUUGCAGUCAAAUUUGACCCUGGAACAAAUAAGGGAGAAAGAAGCCAAACUGACAAAUGAGGUUAAUGAAAUGGAGGACAGAUUGGAAAAAUUGCGUGGAGGAGUUACUUUGGUCAAGCCAGAAGACCGCAAGGCAGUUGAGCAAAUGGUCUAUGAGAAAAUAAGUCAAUGGAGAAAGCGCAAAAGGAUGUUCAAAGAUCUGUGGGAUUCUAUUACUGAGAAUUCACCUAAAGAUGUCAAGGAAUUUAAGGAGGAGAUCGGGGUUGAAUAUGAUGAAGAUGUUGGUGUGAGUUUGCAGUCAUAUAGUGACCUGCUACAACGUGGCAAGAAGCGAUCAUCUAGUGACCUGCAACAACAGUGUGCAAAGCGACCUCCACUCCAGUGAGUUUUUUCUGAUGAAGCCAUGCAUAGUCAACGAUUUGGAAAUGAGUUGCCUGGCUUUCUUAGCAAAGGAUGAUCUGCUUCAAAUGUAUGUAAUGUAUCUUUUGCAUGCUCUGGAGAUUAAUAUUUAGGCUUAUGUCAUGUAUCCUAGUUGAUAAAUCGACCGUUUACUGAUUUAACA